Molecule: messenger RNA, 1149 nt
Organism: Cavenderia fasciculata
Lineage: Eukaryota; Evosea; Eumycetozoa; Acytosteliales; Cavenderiaceae
Exons: 5
Coding region: 1-1149 (382 amino acids)
Biological process (GO): carbohydrate metabolic process
Molecular function (GO): hydrolase activity, hydrolyzing O-glycosyl compounds
Source: RefSeq, a predicted model, not a curated record
AUGUAUAAAUCAAUCAUAUUAGUAUUCACUGCUACAAUCAUUGGGCUGUCAAUUGCAGUUGAUAAUGGACUAGGAUUGGUACCACAAAUGGGAUGGAACAGUUGGAAUCACUUCCAUUGUGAUAUUAAUGAAACUGUAAUUAUGGAGUCUGCAUUGGCAAUGGUAACAUCGGGAUUAAAGGAUGCUGGUUACCGUUAUGUAAACAUUGAUGAUUGUUGGGCUGUUGGUAGAGAUGAUAAUGGUGUCAUUCAAGCUGACCCAAUAGCAUUCCCAAAUGGAAUUAAAUAUAUUGCAGACUAUGUUCAUUCUUUAGGUUUAUUGAUUGGUAUUUAUACUGAUGCUGGUAUUUUAACAUGUCAAAAAAGACCUGGAUCUUAUGGAUACGAACAAAUUGAUGCUCAAACAUACGCUAGCUGGGGAAUUGAUUACUUAAAGAUGGAUUGGUGUAAUACUUAUCUUGAAAACCCACAAGAACGUUAUACUAUCAUGUCUAAAGCUUUAAAUGCAACUGGUAGACCAAUUUUCUUUAGUUUAUGUAAUUGGGGAAUUUCAGAACCAUGGAUGUGGGCAAUGGAUAUAGGUAAUUCAUGGAGAACUACCGGUGAUAUUGCUGAUACAUGGACUUCGAUGACUGUUAUUUUAGAUCUUCAAGUACCUAUUACUUCAUUCUCUGGAGUUGGUGGUUGGAAUGAUCCUGAUAUGUUGGAGGUUGGUAAUGGUGGUAUGACCACCACUGAAUACAUUUCACACUUUUCAUUGUGGUCUUUGUUAUCGGCACCAUUGAUUGCAGGUAAUGAUAUUAGAUCGAUUGACAAUACAACAUUCUCAAUCUUGACUGCUAUGGAAGUGAUUGCUGUCAAUCAAGAUACACUCGGUCGUCAAGGUUCGUUGAUCAAGUCGAUCAAUGGUAAAGACCAACAAAUCUGGGCUAAACCACUCGCCGAUGGAUCAAAAGCUGUCAUUCUUUUAAAUCGUAAUGAUAAUGAAAGUGCAACUAUCCAAUUGCAAUGGGGUGAUAUUUGGGAAUCCCCAUCUACCAGUCUCAUCGUUAGAGACUUGUGGGCUCAACAAGAUAUUGAUACUUUCACAGGUUCAUAUACCGCCACAAAUAUUCCUCCACAUGGCUGUGUAAUGUUAAGAGUAUAUUAA